This is a messenger RNA of Zymoseptoria tritici IPO323, 2281 nucleotides long. RefSeq lists its product as uncharacterized. Gene Ontology annotation, molecular function: anaphase-promoting complex binding; ubiquitin ligase activator activity; protein binding. The record is from RefSeq and is a predicted model, not a curated record. Bases 174 to 2027 code for a protein of 617 amino acids. Gene Ontology annotation, cellular component: anaphase-promoting complex. The transcript has a single exon. Gene Ontology annotation, biological process: anaphase-promoting complex-dependent catabolic process; positive regulation of ubiquitin protein ligase activity; positive regulation of anaphase-promoting complex-dependent catabolic process. NCBI's taxonomy places the organism in Eukaryota, Fungi, Ascomycota, Dothideomycetes, Mycosphaerellales, Mycosphaerellaceae.
CACACCUCAAUACUCUCCCACACGCUCUCAAGCUCUCACCAGCUUCAAGCCUUUCGGCUUCCCAAAUCCAUCAAACGGCAUACUGCAAAAUAUUCGCGAUCAUACUAACCGGACCUCUUAACUGAGUCCUCCACAGCGUCAAAUCGACAAACCACCAAACAUUCCCAGCGGAUAUGGCAACUGCAUCAGUAUUCACCCCCAUCAAACAACGCCGUGAUGGCAUCUUCUCCACCCGCCUCGCCGGUGGCCGUGCUGCCCUCACUCCCUCUCCGCAGACGCCCAAGGUCCAGGCCGUCGCAGAGGUCGGAGAGAGCAUCCACCAUGGCAACGUCAACUUGAUCUCCCGCUUCUCCCGUUCCGUGUCCAAGACGAACGUCCGAGACUCGCCCAAGUCCAACAUCGCCGCCCGUCAGCCACUGUCGCCUCGCCGCCUCGACAACACCGCGAGCGACUUCACCCUCUCUGGCACCGGCGCCCGCCCAAGCACCGCGACAUCAGCCAAGAACACCCCUUCGCGUGCUCGAUCUGGACGAUCUGGCUCAACUCACCGCACUCCCAAGCGCAGCCAGGGCAAGAUCAACUACACCGCCGCUGACCGCUUCAUCCCCAACCGGGAUGCCAGCGAGGCCAUCUCCUCCUCGGGCGCUGCCGUCAAGCUCGACAACGAACGCACACCUGGACGUCGUCCCAAGUCAAGCGCAGGUCAAGAAAGCUCUGCCACGCUUGCCGCCAACAUCUCCAGCUCGUUCGACCUCGGCCGCCCACAAUCCUCUUCCGAUGCUACGGCAUCGCUUUCUCUCGACGGCCUCAACCUGAACGACGAUGAGGAUGACGAGCCAAAGACAAAGCAGAGCCCAAACACCAUUGCUUACCAGCAGUCGGUCGCUGAAGCCUGCGGUGUUAGCAUGAAGCAGCGCAUUCUUGCGUUCAAGCCUGCGGCACCAGAGUCGUCCCGUCCUAUCGACCUUCGCUCUCAAUACAACCGUCCUCUCAAGCCCACCGCCGCCUCCGCCUCGGCAUCUCGCCGCCGUGUCCUCACCGCGCCUGAGCGCGUUCUUGACGCUCCAGGUCUUGUGGACGACUACUACCUCAACCUUCUCGACUGGUCUUCCGGCAACCAGGUCGCCAUCGGCCUCGAGCGCAACGUCUACGUCUGGUCGGCCGAGUCCGGCUCCGUUUCCAGCCUGCUCGAGUGCCCAGCCGACACAUACAUCGCCUCCGUCAAGUGGAGCGGUGAUGGUGCGUAUGUCGCUGCCGGUCUCGGCACAGGUGAAGUUCAAAUCUGGGACGUCGAGGACGGCACCAAGCUCCGCUCCAUGUUCGGUCACGACACCCGCGUCAGCGCUAUGGGCUGGAACAAGCACAUCCUCUCCACCGGCGCCCGCUCCGGCCUCGUCUACAACCACGACGUCCGCAUCGCUCAGCACAAGGUCGCCGAGCUCGUGUCCCACACCUCGGAGGUCUGCGGUCUUGAGUGGCGCGCCGACGGAGCCCAGCUCGCGACCGGCGGUAACGACAACCUCGUCACCAUCUGGGACGCCCGCGCCCUCAAUGCUCCCAAGUUCCAAAAGACCAACCACCACGCCGCCGUCAAGGCCAUCGCCUGGUGCCCAUGGCAAUCCAACCUCCUCGCUACUGGAGGAGGUUCCCACGACCGCCACAUCCACUUCUGGAACACCACCUCCGGCGCACGCGUCAACAGCAUCGACACCGGCAGCCAAGUCACCUCUCUUCGAUGGAGCAACACCUACAAGGAGCUCGUCUCAUCGUCCGGCUUCCCUGACAACUCGCUCUCCAUCUGGAGCUACCCUACCCUCGUCAAGAACAUCGAGAUCCCAGCCCACGAGUCUCGUGUCCUGCACUCGGCGCUCUCGCCUGAUGGUCAGAUGCUCGCUACUGCGGCUGCGGACGAGUCUCUCAAGUUCUGGAAGGUGUUUGAGAAGAAGCCUGGUCAGGGCAGCUUGAUCGGUGGCACCUCUGGUUCUUCUGCCAAGGCUAGCUUGACCAAGGCUACUACCAUUCGCUAAAGGAGUUCUGGCACAGUUCUUGCUUUGAGCUUUGCAUACUUGGAGAUGAUGACAUGGAUGGAUGAGAUCAUGUUCGCUUGCAUGCGAUGAUGAGUGCGCGGACAAAUGUGUCGGAUCAGUGCUUGGAAAUUUUCGUUUUGGCUCGGCCGUGUCGUUGUUCAAUUUUCUUUCGGACUCGCGGAAGGUCAUAGUUGAGAGAAGGCGGUUUCUUUGCUUGUAGUUCACUUGGAAAUGGAACUAUACAAUCACACUCG